Messenger RNA from Magallana angulata, 1941 nucleotides. Its product is annotated as beta-1,3-galactosyltransferase 5-like. The transcript has 3 exons. The record is from RefSeq and is a predicted model, not a curated record. NCBI's taxonomy places the organism in Eukaryota, Metazoa, Mollusca, Bivalvia, Ostreida, Ostreidae. Gene Ontology annotation, molecular function: hexosyltransferase activity; UDP-glycosyltransferase activity. Bases 760 to 1824 code for a protein of 354 amino acids. Gene Ontology annotation, cellular component: membrane.
CUGGAAAAUAAACUCCUUGCUCUGACGAUUACGUGCCUGUCUUGAAUCGGCCAUGUUUACAGUUUAAACGUGUUUAGAAAAAGGUUACGUAAUAUCCUUCCUCUUUAAAUGCAAGGCUAAUGAAUUCUUGAUAAGAAAUCGUUCCUUGCGCAAUGCAACCUGAAAAAAAUGAAUAAUUACUUCUCAAAUCUUUUUGUAAAUUUCAAAGAUGAACGGAUAGCAGGAUAUGAUUCGGGUAUAUUGGUGUUUUUUAGCCAAUGAAUCGGACUGGUUCAUGCACGUAGUCUAUGGUUCAUAUAAAAUGAGCCGCCAAUCGAUGAAUUCAUCGAUGAAUUCAAGUCGACCAUUACAGUGUGUUCUCUGAUUGGGUAGUAAUGAAGAAAAGGUAAGAUAUUUUUAGUUAUAUAGAUGUCUUUGUUCUCACGUAUGUAUUUUUUACAAACACUUGUGAGCCUUAAAUAAAAUAACUAAUACUAGUAGAUCUUUUUUCUUCUUACUUUGAAAUCAUAUAAGACAUUUUUCGAAUAUCACCGAUUUACUGGCCUGUAAUGGAUUACAUUAAAAUGUAAAUAAUGAAGUGUGCUACCGCUGAUAAGUAACAUAUAAGACUAUUUUGAUUUGAACAAAAAAUUAGAAAACAAUACAUGUGACUGUAUCAUUUAAAUUCCAUUGCUAUUUCAAUAUGAAACCAUUUUAAGCGGUAUUUCAAUUUUAUACUACUUUAAUAAAAUAAUUUCCUUGUUUGAAUUGAUAGCACUCAUGAACAGCGGAUCAUCGCUAAAGUUCAAAUGGUUCAACUCCUGCUUCAGAAAUCUUUCAGCGUGGAACAUUCGUGUUCAGCUAGUCGUUCUGAAUUCCUUGUGUUUAGUACUCAUGGUCUUUGCGCUAAUGUAUACCAACAACGUCCAUCGUACUCCCCCUUCUCAUUCUCAGCCUUAUGAGUGCAAAGAGGAUUUCGGGUAUGGAAAAGCAUCUUUGGAAGAAAUAAUCUCAGGAACAGCCCAACAAUUAGAGCACCCAAAUUUUACGUACAUCAGGAAUGCCAAUAAAACCUGUAUACCAAAUUCUGACGUGCUUCUACUGAUUUUAGUGAAGUCUGCUGUUGGACAUUUUAGGAAGAGGCAGUACAUCAGAGAAACAUGGGGUAAAGACGCAAGAAAAAGAGGAUUCAAAAUUGCUUUUCUUUUAGGCUUUAGCAAAUUUGAAGACGCUAUCGUAGGUAUAGAAAAUGGGCUCCACGAGGACCUUAUUCAACAGAACUUCGAGGAUUCCUACGUAAAUAAUACGCACAAAAUCAAGAUGGCGUUAUCCUGGAUAUCUGAGUAUUGCAAACAAGCAAAAUACAUUCUCAUUGUUGACGAUGAUAUGUAUGUGAAUAUUCCAAACACAAUAAGCUUUAUUUUACAAGAAGCCAUUAGUCCCGAUGAAGAUUUCUACAGUGGACAUCUUGUUCCUGAGCCCUAUCCAGAUCGCUGUCUCAAAAGCAAGCAUUUUAUUUCAAAGACCCAGUAUCCAUUUGCUUGUUAUCCGCCUUAUAUAGCCGGUGGUAGCAUAUUACUAAACAAAUACACGGUGGAACAGUUCGUUAGAGUAAUGCAAUUCAUUCCUUACCUGCCAUUUGAUGACGUGUUUCUUGGAUUUAUCGCUCAAAAACUGGGGAUUGAACCUACCAAAAAUGCUUAUAUAAGCUUAGAAGAACGCACCACAAAUGCAAAUGAUAUUAAGAAUUUUAUUUCGCAACAUGGAUAUAAUACUAAUAUUUUGUUUCGAAUUGCAUAUAACAAUACCCAUAUGCAAAUGAAAACGGUAAUAAAAUUGGCUUAAAGUAAAGACAAUUUACCUACAAAAAAAAUGGUGUAUAUUUCUUUCAAAAGGGUAAAAGGUUUUGAGUGUGAAAUACACAGAAAUAUGAAAAAAAAUCAAUAAAAUAAAAAAAGUGAA